This is a messenger RNA of Eruca vesicaria subsp. sativa (arugula), 1453 nucleotides long. The record is from the annotation of a GenBank genome assembly. NCBI's taxonomy places the organism in Eukaryota, Viridiplantae, Streptophyta, Magnoliopsida, Brassicales, Brassicaceae.
CACGUAGCCGUCGACACUUUCCUCUUCAUCCAAAACGAUUAGAUGCCAACGAUUCGUAUACUCAAAUCCUCUUAACUCUCACAUUUAUCUCUCUUUAUGUGCUUUUACCUAUAUAAUGGUGCCCUUUACGGUUCUUGAUUCCAUUCACAAAGCACUAAAACUCUGCAGAAAUAUUCAUCUAUGGCUAAUAUGACAGUUUUCUUAUCCGAUCUCCAGGCCGGACGUUCCUCCUCCGCCGUCCAAGUCCGUCUGCUCCGCUUCUGGGAAGCCAGGAACUUCCGCCGUGGUGGUGAGCUUAUGGGUGUGGACAUGCUCCUCUUGGAUUCCCAGGCUGUCAACAUUCAUAAUCAGCUGGAUAGAAUGGUAGUUGAUCCUAGGGUUAUCGUUGCAACCAGUGUGAAUCCAAAAAUGGUUGGAGGUCGGCUCUUUUUAAACGCCACGUCUGGUACACAUAUCUAUUUCGACAAGGAAACGAGUGCAGGGGAACAAUUGUUCUACAGGCUGGUGGAACAUGAAACUGGCCUCCAACCAGUAGCUUCGCUGCUUAAGAGUUAUUCUAAGGUGGAAAAGAUCAGUAUAUCGGAGUUGAAUGAUUUUGUCUUGACCGCUGCAUCUCAGGAUGCUGAUUUUAUUUGUGCCGGUGAAGUAACUGGAAUCAAGUUCGACAAGGGAUGGUGCUAUGUCUCAUGUUCAAAGUGUUUCAAGAAACUCCAGCACUCUGUUUCGUCAUUGACGUGUUUGCCUUGCAACAACACCAAUGCAGUUGGUGUCCUCCGGUAUCGUGUGGAGAUGUCAAUUGCAGACAAGACCGGUGAAGGGUUAUUUGUUGGAUUCGAUGGGGUGAUGGCGAAGCUCUUCAACAUGAGGGCCCAAGAUGCUGCUAAUGUAUUGGCCGGUGGGGGUGAGAACCCAGGAGAGUCCGACUUCCCUCAAUUUGUCAAAAAUAUGGUGGGAAAGUCGUUCACAUUCCAAGUGAAAGUAGGUCCAUACAAUUUCACGUCAAACCAUCAGAACUUCACCAUUACCAGGAUUCUCCGCGAAGGUGAGUGUGAGCCACGACCUGAUUUUUCUGAUAAUGUAAGUGAAAACUAUGUUUUAUGCCAGUAUUACAAUGUACAUGAUUUAACCUGAGAAUGUUUGUUAGGGUGAUGAUGGUGACAAAGACGAUGCAAGUCACGGUAAUGACCCCGUGAGAAGUAAGAUGGAAGCUGGUGGAGGUAGCAAGUGUGGAGUAUCCGUUACGGUGAAGAGGCCGGUGAAAGAAGGCACGGAACGCGUAGUGCGCAUGUUGAAGGCAUUUUCUCUCAAUAAUAACAAUCAAGUUGUUUCUGCUUUUUUUAAUAUUAUGCAUUUUGGUAUUCGAACUUUCUCAACAUUGAAGUUUUAUUAUCUGAUGGACAAGUAUGUGUUUCCGAAUUUCGACUUUUUAAUGAAAUUGCUACUUUAUAUGCCA